AUUUACUUCGUCCACAAACACAACACCCGUAUCACACUUGGACUCUUUCUCUCUCUGUCUUCCAUCGGCAGCGGCAGCCUUCAAGAACAAACAAAAGGGUGGUUAUAUACAGAGAGACAAAGGAGAACCAACCCAUAUAUAUAAUACAUAUAUACGUAGUUUUUGAUUUACGAUAAUGGAGAAAAAAGUUCUUGAUUACGUGUUAGUUCCUUCGGGCCUUUUUGUAAUGGUGACAUACCACAUAUGGCUCCUCUAUCAAAUCCUGAAGCACCCCAACAGGACUGUCAUCGGCAUCAAUGCCGUCAUUCGCCGCUUCUGGGUCCGGGCUAUGAUGGAGGACGUGUCAAAGAGUGGUGUUCUGGCUGUACAGACACUGCGAAACAAUAUAAUGGCAUCGACCCUUUUGGCUUCCACGGCGAUAAUGCUUAGCUCCGUAAUUGCGGUCCUGAUGACGAGCGGCAGCUGGGACAAAUCGGCACUUCUUGUGUUGGGAGACAGAAGCCAGCUCGGCUUCUCCAUAAAGUUCUUCUCCAUUUUGGUGUGCUUCUUGGUUGCUUUCCUUUUCAACGUCCAGUCUAUAAGGUGCUUCAGCCAUGCAAGCAUCCUCAUCAACGUGCCCUUCAAGAAGAUGUCAUCAGAUCACCACUACCAGCAUCUCACUGCCGAGUAUGUUGCCAGGAUGGUGAACAGGGGCAGCUAUUUCUGGUCUUUAGGCUUGCGUGCCUUUUACUUCUCUUUCCCUCUCUUCUUGUGGAUCUUUGGGCCCAUCCCCAUGUUUCUGUCCUGCUUUGUCCUCAUUUUCUUGCUCCAUUUCUUGGAUGCCACAUUGGAAUCUGGGUGGGCUGCUUCUGUUUCUGAUAAUGACCUCCACAACGACAAGGAGCUUGGGGAAGCUUGAAAAAUUGGUCACGGAAUUGGAUUAGGAUUCACAGCAAUUAUCUGUUGAGAGACCCAUAUGAGAUUUGUCUGCCCAAAUAAAUUUUCUCAUACGUAUAGGGUCUCUCACGUUACCAGCCUAAAUUACUAGUAAUUUGAAUAGGUAAUUGCUGUGAAUGUUUAUCCGAGGUAGAUUGGGAUCCACUGAAGUAUAUAGGGUAGCAUAUAGCAUGCUAUAGCAACAAGAUUAGAUAAAAAGAAAGAGUGUGCCAAGAGAAUAAGAGCAAUUUCAGUUCAACUCAAGUUGAAUUUUAAGUUGCACAUCAAGUUUUUUUAAAAUUGUAUCUUAAACAAGCGUACCUUUUUGGCAUGCUGUUUUAAUUUUAGUCUCUUUAUAAUAUUUUUCAA
Molecule: messenger RNA, 1284 nt
Organism: Alnus glutinosa
Lineage: Eukaryota; Viridiplantae; Streptophyta; Magnoliopsida; Fagales; Betulaceae
Exons: 2
Coding region: 176-898 (240 amino acids)
Source: RefSeq, a predicted model, not a curated record